GAAAUUCUCUUUCUCCUCCCACAAAUCCAUCUUUGUUGAUGAUUAUCUUAUAUGGCUUGCUGACACAAGUACUAGUACUUAUUACUACAAGAACUACAGAACUAGAGGAAUAGUUCACCUGCAAUGCGCUUUCCCACUAUUCAAAGCCGCGUCCAAUUUAAUACUACUAGUAUCUAUUUUUUUUAUUAUUAUAUUUUAAUCAUUUCUGUUUGCCCCCGUCCUUUCCUUCCAUCAGGCCCAUCUCUCUUCCCAAUAUAUAUUUUCCCCCAACUGUUCAUCCGUUGCUUCUGACUUUAGCUUUUCAGCUCGUUUGCGUUCUCGUCUUUUUGAGGUAUAUUUUUGGAUCUGUUAUUUUAAAAGUUUUCGAGGGAUAUAUUCGUAAGUGUUGGCGGGUGUUUCUUGGGGUCGGAUUUUGUUGUUCUGUAAUUUGUUAUUCCGGAUUUUGGGUCUGUUAGUCCGAAUCGAUGAUGUGGGUUCUGUUGAUUUUCGAGGAAUUUUAUGGGGUUCGAUUUGUUUGAGUUUGGUGGUUCCGAAAUUUACCUGGGUUGCCUUACUUUUUUUUUUCCCCUGUUGUAAAGAUUAGGUUUUUGACAUUUGGGGUUUCAGGUACCAAGUUUUGGGCUUUUGCGCGUGUCCCAUUCUCUUCUCCAUUCUGCCUUGAAAUCUUUGCAAGAAACCUAAAUACAUAAAUCUAACAAAUAACUAUGGAGGUUAAACUAUGGAAUGACAAGCGUGAAAGAGAAAUGUAUGAGAAUUUCGCUGAGCUUUUUGCGAUCAUAAAGGCAACCGAGAAACUGGAAAGGGCAUAUGUUCGUGAUGUUAUCUCACCUGCAGAGUAUGAAACUGAAUGCCAAAAGCUGAUUAACCAGUUCAAAACGCUGUCGACAUCAUUGAAAGAUACUGUCCCUAGUAUUGAGCGAUUUCAUGACACCUAUAAGAUGGACUGCCCUGCUGCCCUUAACCGUCUUGUUGUUUCCGGGGUGCCCGCCACAAUUGAACAUCGUAAUGCUCGUGCAAUGUCGGCCACUACUUCUGCAGCCAUAGUUGCAGAAUGUGUCCAGAAUUUCAUUACGGCAAUGGACUCCUUGAAGCUGAAUAUGGUUGCAGUUGAUCAGGUACACCCGCUACUCUCAGAUCUGUCAGCUUCACUCAAUAAACUUUCAAUUCUGCCACAUGAUUUUGAGGGCAAGACCAAGAUGAGAGAGUGGAUAGCAAGGUUGUCAAAAAUGGGUGCAGCAGAUGAGUUGACUGAGCAGCAGGCUCGACAGCUUCACUUUGACCUGGAGUCUUCUUAUAAUUCAUUCAUGGCAGCGUUGCCUACUGCCGGAACUUAGUUUGACAUAUGUGAAUAUUCUAAAAUAAAGUUGGAACACCACCUUUUGCUGAUAAAUUAUUGGUGUAUGUGUAUGGCCUACUAACCUCAUUUAGCUCUUAAAAAGCCGUAUAAGCUGUAGGAUGUUAUUGAUUGGUGCUCUGAAGCUGGUAUUUGUAAGGAUGUUUGGGCAGGUAGUGAUUUAAUGUUCUUAAUGUUAUAUAUAUAUGAGCAAUGAAAGCAUUAUUGCUGCUAUGUCAAACUAAAAUUGCAAAAAGAGUUUGUGGUACAGAGCUCAGAUUAGGGAGGCCAUUCUUGGUCUGAUAUCUGCUUCUGUUCUUUGGUUUUACAGUUGGUAUUUUACUGCUAACGAUUUUGAUGUAGUUUCGUUGAUCUUGGUCAGAAUAGUUGCACUUUGUCAUUUACUUGUAGUAUUUUUCUGGAGAGUGCCAUGUCAUUAGAGCUUAGAGGAACUGAUUUGAAAUGUUGUUGCUUUGGUUUUUAUUUUGCCGGUGCUGAUCAGUUUGACUGUGUAAUAAUCCAUUUCGAUUAUACUUGAAUUAUAUCCCAGCUAUCUUAACGUUCAGAACCUAAAGUGUUUUCCUGAGAAGCCUGUAUCUUGUCAAAUCAACUGCUAUCUUUUUUGUGGUAAAGUCUAUAUUGUCAUUUUAGGCACUACAUGUAUUUCAUGAUAACUGUUACGUGGAAGUUUAUGGAGCUUGCCUUAGGCGAUGCCAUUGUUACUUCAGUGCAUCUUUUGUAUCAUUUGCUUGAUUUGAUUCCUACACGUUGAUGCCAUCUUUAACUUGGUUUUAACAUUGCUCCACUUAGUUUGAAUCCGUAUUUAUAUAUGGGUUAAACGUUCUGCACCUUUUGAAGCUUCUAUGACGCCGAACUGUGAAGCAAAUUAUAUUAGCAGGUAACAAAAACUGUACUGCAAUGAAAUGAUAUCUUUGUGAUAUCCAUGCUCAGAAAUGGAUUGAGGUUAAAGGUGUGUCUUUCCAAAGGAUUUCAAAGUUGAAUGUGAACUAACCGUUGCCCAGGGCACAAUAACAGAAGGUAAGGUUUCACAAGAAACAAGUUUUUAUGAAAAAUUUACUGCUCCUUUUGGUCAUUGUGAAUUUACUCAUUUACAUGAAGACGAUGAUGGUUUGAUGAAUUUGCAGUUGCAAGCAAAUGUGAUGUUUGUGCACUGGGUUCCUUUUAUUGUUACUUCUUUUGAGGGACAUUUUGAUAAAUGUGGUUCUUUCACUUGGUAUUUUUUUUUGCUGCUAAUAUUUUUUGGGCAAGAAUUACUCCCUCCGUUCCAAAAUUAUUGUCCAUUUUGAGAUUUUACUUUUAGUAUAAUUUGAACUGGAAAUGAAAACUAAAACUGGACAAUAAUUAUGGGAUGGAGGGAGUACAAAGAAAUGGAGCUCUCUUUUCUCUCUCUCUAUAUAUAUAUAUAAAAGAAAUACUAUACAGUUAAUUUCAAUUCAAACUGAUCAAACAAUUACAAACUUGUAUCAUUUUAUCGAAAUUGAGCAAGGCAGACUAUGCAUUCACAGAUUCAUCCUCUGCAGACCGACAUCCCAAGCAGCAUCUGGAAUAAGAUAUGUUCAGCACAUUCGAACGCGAAACAGCUUUGCUUUGGUUUAAUGUUUUAUAGUACUAUAAUAUAAUUUCGCAUUUUAAUUUUAAUUUGUUAUAUGUAAGCAAAAUAUAUGCAAUAAACAAUAAUAAAAGUAUGAAGUACAUGUACUCACAAUUGUUUUAAGGAAAUUUUUUAAAUAUAGUUUCAUAACCACGAACUUGUUAUCAAUAUUUUCGGUCGCUUACAUCUUUCUAAUAACCUCAUUUAAUCCUUAAAUUUAAUUUCCUAUACACAUCUCUUGAAGCGACGUAGUUCUACACUACUUACAAUAAAAUUUAGAAAAUUAAAUACAAAAAUAUACUGACGAUAUGGCAGUUUCUUUUUUUUUUUGG
Messenger RNA from Oldenlandia corymbosa var. corymbosa, 3277 nucleotides. Lineage: Eukaryota; Viridiplantae; Streptophyta; Magnoliopsida; Gentianales; Rubiaceae. The record is from the annotation of a GenBank genome assembly.